GCGGAACAGCGCCGAUCAAUGCGAUGUUCCUUCCGCAGCUGACCUGAGUGUCCAGUAGCCAACAUGACGCGCUGUGUGCCAUGCGAGAGCAUUGCGUCCGUUGAUCUCCACGCUGCGUUCCUCUCGGCCUACUCGGACUACCUCGUGCGCUUCGACGUGGCGUUGGAGCAGUGGCCGACGCUGCUCGCGCGCCACGGCGUUGACCUCGCACUCAGCACGGCUCUGGUUGACGCCGACGGCCGCAUUCUUGCCUUUGCGCUGGCGUCCCAGCGGCCCGACGGAUCCAGAUUCCGCCGCCUCGCGUCGCUUGGCGUCGUCGUCGCCGCGCGGCGGGCCGGUCAUGGCGCACGCCUUCUCGAUGACUUUAUCGCACGCGCGACAGAGGACGGCUUGGGGACAGAGCUCGAGGUGUUUGCACAAAACGAAAAGGCGCUCCGGCUCUACGAAAGCCGAGGGCUCGCCGCUGUGAGCCCGCUCUUUGGCUACACUGCCGAGCCAAGCAAGGAAUCCGUGUGCACGCCCGAGACGGUCGACGUGUCAACGGCAUUUGCGUACCUCGAGAGUCUUCCGGUGGCGUCGGACUUGCCACUCCAAGUGCUUCCGAAAACGCUGCGUUCGUCUUCCGCGCCAUUACAGUGCUGGAAGCUCGGCGACGCGCUCCUGGUGUUUGCCGCCAAGGACGAUGCGACCGUACAAGUCGCGUGCCUCGUCGACCCGUCGCCAAGCCAGCAACAUGCGAGACUCCUCGCGCAGGAGCUUCGCCACCGAUUCGCCUACGCGACGUGCAGCGUGCCUCCGCUGCAGCGACUGGACGCCGGUGGCCUCGGGCUCGAGGAUGCCGGCUUUGAGCGGAUGCCGCUCCACCAACUGCUGCUUCGUCGUCCAUACCAGUCCACCGAGCCGUAGACAAUAUGUGUUUUACCUUUGUGCGAACGAAUUCACCUCUUUAGCCCAUCAAAGCGCCUCGCGCCGCUUGGCUCAGACCUGUAUCUUGGAGAUUGGCGUAAUGACGUUAAAUAGGCAACAUCAAAGGUUAAAUAGGUUAAAUGCAGUGCACUCCUUCACGCAUG
This is a messenger RNA of Saprolegnia diclina VS20, 1070 nucleotides long. RefSeq lists its product as hypothetical. Bases 64 to 906 code for a protein of 280 amino acids. The transcript has a single exon. The record is from RefSeq and is a predicted model, not a curated record. Lineage: Eukaryota; Oomycota; Saprolegniomycetes; Saprolegniales; Saprolegniaceae. Gene Ontology annotation, molecular function: acyltransferase activity, transferring groups other than amino-acyl groups.